AUGGACUUCUCCGUGCUUGAACAACAAAAGGAGAAUAUCCAGCCGAAGGUGACCGGCCGGCCGGCGCUGAGACUAGCUCUAGCACUCAAGGAACAUGCUCCUAAGUCAGCAGUUACAUCCAAGAAGAACGAGUUUGAACUGGCAAUUGCUCAAUACGACGAGUUGGACGACCCGCUCCAGGCGUACCUUGAUUAUAUAAACUGGACGAACGAGGCGUUUCCUCAGGGUGGGAACACAGAGAGCGGGUUGUUGGGCCUCUUGGAGAGGUGUACUUCGUGCUUUAGAGAUACAGAGUUUUAUAAGAACGACCCGAGAUACUUGCGGGUGUGGCUUGAGUAUUCCCAGUACUCGGAUCUGCCGAGGGAUAUCUUUGUGUACUUGGCGAAAAAGGGCAUUGGCUGUGAGUUGGCGUUGUACUAUGAGGAGUUUGCUAAGUACUUGGAGACCAAGGGCGCUUAUGGCGAUGCGCUGGAGGUUUAUAAUAUAGGCAUUGAACGGGAAGCCAGGCCGUUGACGCGUCUACAGCGGAACUACGGGUACUUUCAGCGUCGAACAGAGAAUUUCGAUGUAAGACCGUCUACUAUACGGAACGUGCUUUCGCUUAAACGUGGGCUGCCUUUGACGUCUAGUGGCUCUGGGAGCGACAAAAAGCGACCUAAAUUCGAUGUUCAUAGAGAUUCGGAUCCUGUGGGCAUAAAGGAUUCCGUUUUUGGGGCUUCUGAGGCACCGGACUCGCUUCCCGUGCUUCGCCUUAAAGAAAACGUCAUUUCAGCGAAACCAUGGGCUGGCGAAGUGCUCAAACAAAAAUCCAGCCGGCCGUCGCUGGCGAAAUUCGAAGUGUUCAGAGACUCUGAGCCUCAGAAAGAAUGGCACGUCAGCUCUGGACCUGAAAAGCAUACUAUCAUCCAGCAUCCCGGCAAACGUACCGAGAAACUCAUGCUCAAUAUGGCUUUGCUUUAUCCUGCUCCAAACGAAGAGUACUGCCCUACAGAGAUCUUCUGCCAGGUGAAGAAUUUCCUGGCAGAAAGAGAAAAACAAGCCAAACCAAUUGAACCUUUGGAAAGGUCCCGUGAAGACACAGGAAUGACUAUCCCACUUAAUCUAGACGAAUCCACCAGCCAGCUUCGACCUCGUUCGCCCACCAUGACCCAAUUCUCCCGCAUGACCGCCAAAGAAGUCUUGGGCAUGUUCAACAACGCCUCACGCUACCUGGAUGGAGACACCACCAAGUUCGAAGAACACACUUCUAACCUCGACGGGUUUGUCACGGAAACGUUCCACCAAGAAAAGCAGCCCGCCACGCCGUCUACCGACUGUGGCUCGUCCCGAUCGUCUCCUUUCUUGGAUAGGCCUUGGUAA
Molecule: messenger RNA, 1359 nt
Organism: Candidozyma haemuli
Lineage: Eukaryota; Fungi; Ascomycota; Pichiomycetes; Serinales; Metschnikowiaceae
Gene: BUB1
Product: protein kinase
Exons: 1
Coding region: 1-1359 (452 amino acids)
Biological process (GO): mitotic spindle assembly checkpoint signaling; meiotic sister chromatid cohesion, centromeric
Molecular function (GO): protein kinase activity
Source: RefSeq, a predicted model, not a curated record